Molecule: messenger RNA, 225 nt
Organism: Suillus subalutaceus
Lineage: Eukaryota; Fungi; Basidiomycota; Agaricomycetes; Boletales; Suillaceae
Exons: 1
Source: RefSeq, a predicted model, not a curated record
GCACUGGCUUUGCGCCCACUUGGUCAUGCAAAUUGGUCUCAGUCAUUGAACAACCUCGUGAAUCAACUCUCCUUCUACUUUAACCACCAAGGUGAUGAUAAAGACUUGCAUGAGGCUACCACACUUCACAGGGAAGCACUGGCUUUUUGCCUGGUUGGUCACCCAAAUUGGUCUUCGUUAUUGAACAACCUUAUGAAUCAACUCUCCUCCCACUUUUAUCAUUGA